AUGCAGAUGUUCAGCCCACUGACAGCUUGGUUCUCAAAGGAUAUACCUUAUGAAGUAAAGGUCUCCUGGAGGGAACACGGAGGGACUACACAGACAUCAUCAUCAGCAUACUUUUGGUUCGUCAAGGAUCCUUAUCAAGUGGAUGCUUACAAGGUGAUCACAUCGUCAGACGGUGAAUAUGUAUCAGCGAUCGACUAUCAAUGGAUUGUGCACUGUCUACAAGAUCAACAACUAUUAGACUGUGAUGCAUUCGUUAUCAACAGGGAUGAGGUAUUGUCAAACAUACACAUCUACCACGAGAAUGUCAAGUUGGAGGAAGAGAGGAAGGCCAAAGAGGCUUUGAAUCAUUAUCAUGACGUAGAUGAUGCAAACUCAUUAUUAUUCGCCGCUGACUGUGACUACAUACCGCCUAGUGUAGUCGCCAUCAAACAAAGAUACUCAAAUGCAAAGAUCCUAAACCCAAAUGAAGACACAGUGUAUCAGAGUAGACAGAAGCCUACACUCGAGGAAAUGAGCUUUGCCAAGUAUACUGUGUCAGUCAAGCAAAUAGAGAAACUGACGACAUCUUCUCACUUGGUGGAUGACGACGAUGAUGUACAAAUGACAACCUCCGCACCACCCACGACGACUACGACCACAACUACAACGACAACAGCCUCAAACACUAUGAAAUCACCAACAUCAACGACAUCAAAUUCAUCAUCAUCAACAUCUUGGGCCUCACCAACUCCUCUAAUGACAACUAAUCCUCCUCCUCCAUUGACAACAUCUCCACAACCAAUGUCACCCAUAGUCAUCAACACCAACUUCUUUGACAACGAGAUAUUGGCCACGGCGCCACACUCACAGAAUGACGAUGUUGAUGACAAUCCACCAUUGUCGCCCAUAUCACCACCAAACAACAACAACAACAACAAUGUCGAUAACAAUGGCAAUAAUGACGAUGACUACAAUGACUACAGUUUCAACGAUAAUCAGAACAGCCAAGACUUCCCAAUCGCCACACAAUCAAGCGAAGGCUCCUUCUUCAGUAGGCCACCACCAAUGGACACUGAAAUCAAUGACAUCAGUAUAACGCUCGAGGAACGUGACGAUGAUGGAGACAAUUGGGCACCUCUGCAUACCACUCGCUCAAGCAACUUCACCAUCAAGAAAAUCAGCAGCAACAACCUCGUUGACGAUGAGGACCCAAUCCAAGACGACUUUGACGAUACCCAAUAUCAGUUUACCAAACAGAACGUCUCACGAGGGACAAAGUUGGAUACACCCACCAAGCCAAAGCAGACUCCGCAGAUAUACGGUGGAACAUCCGUCGAGGACCAGGGUCUGGACUUCCCAGUCCCAGUGUUCUCCCCAUCCAAGCCCAAGAUCGUACAGCAGGUCAGCCCGCCAUCCCCUGCACGCCUUGUAUCAAUCAUUAGCAAUGAUGACUACAGAUCAUCAUCAAAACCGACCACCCCUUCCAAACCGCUAAACCGAGCGACCAAGCCUGCUCCACUGCCCUCUGACGCAGAGGUCAUCGACUUGGAUUGA
Molecule: messenger RNA, 1533 nt
Organism: Acytostelium subglobosum LB1
Lineage: Eukaryota; Evosea; Eumycetozoa; Acytosteliales; Acytosteliaceae
Exons: 3
Coding region: 1-1533 (510 amino acids)
Biological process (GO): meiotic attachment of telomere to nuclear envelope; homologous chromosome pairing at meiosis
Cellular component (GO): nuclear inner membrane
Source: RefSeq, a predicted model, not a curated record